GGCGGAGCAGUCGAUAUUUAAUAGGCUCAAAUCAAUUCUUACUCUCUACUCCCAAUACAGCAGUAUCUGGUUGUCUUCCUCUACUCCCCUUUCUUGUCAGCAGCCCCUCUCUCUCUCUCUCUCUCUCUCCCGGGAUGGAAGCAAGCAAGUCCAUGGCCCACUGUCAACAAACAUUCUUAAUUUAGACGGGAAAAUGAAAUCUCCCAAAACAAAUUUCCAAAAUAAAUUAAAUUUUGUAUUAAUUUUCCCACCUCCAAUCAUCAGAAACAUGCCUUCAAUGUUCAGCGCUGUGUCAAGACACAGACUCGGAUCUUGAACAGUUGAUUGAAUCCCAAGAUGGGUUCUUUGAUUUGGCAUCUGGGUUUGUGUAUUUGCGUGUUUUUCUUUGGUUACAGCUUCACUGCUGUGGCUUCACAGAUAGUCGGAGGGAGAGUUUUCAUUGAUGGGAAGGUUGCCAUUGGAAGAACAGAUGAGAACUUCGUGUGUGCCACCAUGGACUGGUGGCCUGCGGACAAAUGUGACUAUGGGACUUGCAGCUGGGAUCAUGCAUCUCUCCUUAAUGUGGAUCUUGAUAACAAUAUCUUCUUAAAUGCUGUGAAAGCUUUUUCACCAUUGAAGAUCAGGUUGGGUGGCAGUUUGCAAGAUAAGGUCAUAUAUGAAAGUGAAGAUAAUAAGCAACACUGUACUCCAUUUGUCAAAAAUGAGUCAGCAAUGUUUGGGUUCACCCACGGGUGCUUGCCCAUGAACAGAUGGGAUGAACUAAAUAGUUUCUUCAACAAAACUCGGGCUGUGGUUGUUUUUGGACUAAAUGCUCUAGCUGGAAAGUCCAUACGGCAUGAUGGCUUAGCUGUUGGAGCUUGGGAUUCCACCAAUGCUAGGUCUUUCAUAAGUUAUACUGUCAAGAAAGGCUACUCCAUUUAUGGUUGGGAGCUUGGAAAUGAAUUGAGUGGGAGUGGGGUUGGAACUAGAAUUACGGCAGCUCGGUAUGCCUCUGACACAAUCAAUCUGAAAAACAUUGUGGAAGAGAGUUACAAAGAUGUUGAAGAUAAACCACUAGUCAUAGCACCAGGGGGAUUCUUUGAUGCAAAUUGGUUCACAGAGUUCAUAGAUAAAACAGCAAAAGCGAUAGAUGUGGUCACACACCACAUAUAUAAUCUUGGGCCUGGAGUUGAUGAGCAUCUUGUUGAGAAGAUUCUUAAUCCAUCCUAUCUUGAUGGUGAAGCUAACACAUUUUAUCAACUCCAAGACACCCUCAAGAAAUCUAGGACAUCAGCAACUGCCUGGGUUGGUGAGGCAGGAGGGGCUUACAACAGUGGCCGCAAUCAUGUGACCAAUGCAUUUGUGUUUAGUUUCUGGUAUUUGGAUCAGCUUGGAAUGUCAUCAUUUUAUGAUACGAAAACAUACUGCAGGCAGACAUUGAUUGGUGGAAACUAUGGUUUACUCAACACUACUACAUUUAUACCAAAUCCGGACUACUACAGUGCUCUUCUAUGGCACCGAUUGAUGGGAAGAAAUGUUCUGUCAACAAAGUUUAAUGGUACAAAGAAACUACGCACUUACGCUCAUUGUGCAAAACAAUCUCGAGGCAUUGUGCUAUUACUGAUCAAUCUAGACAAUAACACCACUGUUCAACCCGAAGUUGAUGUUACUACCAUUCAGACUUUGCUACAUCGAAAAGAACACGGAUCUCAAGCGAAGUUUCUUCAACUCCAUCAGGGCUAUAAAGCAAAUGGGAGCACAAGAGAGGAAUACCAUCUAACAGCGAAGGAUGGGAACUUGCACAGCCAAACCAUGCUGCUUAAUGGAAAAAUUUUGACUGUAAAUGCAGCUGGGGACAUUCCUCCUUUAGACCCUGUAAUUCUAGAUACAUCAAAGCCUAUAAUUGUUGCUCCUUUCUCUAUUGUAUUUGUUCACAUGCCAAACACUGUUCUACCUGCAUGCAUAUAGGUGAGGCCUGAUGGAACUGAAAUUUGUUCCAUUUGUGCAUAUGCAUUGAACAAGAAAUAGAAUAAACUUCAAAUAUUCUUUUUCAAGGAAUAAAAGAAAAAAUCUUCAGUAUAAGAUA
Molecule: messenger RNA, 2065 nt
Organism: Malania oleifera
Lineage: Eukaryota; Viridiplantae; Streptophyta; Magnoliopsida; Santalales; Ximeniaceae
Product: heparanase-like protein 3
Exons: 10
Coding region: 337-1947 (536 amino acids)
Cellular component (GO): membrane; plant-type cell wall
Molecular function (GO): beta-glucuronidase activity
Source: RefSeq, a predicted model, not a curated record